Paramacrobiotus metropolitanus is the source of this 1303-nucleotide messenger RNA. RefSeq lists its product as uncharacterized. The transcript is spliced from 5 exons. Bases 145 to 786 code for a protein of 213 amino acids. The record is from RefSeq and is a predicted model, not a curated record. Lineage: Eukaryota; Metazoa; Tardigrada; Eutardigrada; Parachela; Macrobiotidae.
UAAACGACCAAAUCCAGCUUUUCGGGGCGAGAAAAAUUUCGCCGCUUAUGAUUAUCGUGCUUGCUUGUCCUACGUCUUUCUGCUUCUGUUUUAUCUUAUCUGUCAUUAAACUGCUUUUUUGCCUUGAUAAAUUCCUCCGUGUCGAUGUAUCCUCCGGUAACUACAUCUACAUCCCAAGUUAUCAGAACGCAGACGUUUACAAGAAAGGGAAAAGUGUUUCGUAACUCUUCUGAAGCGUAUAGUACGAGACCUGUUGACGGACCCGGGCCGGCCACGGGCAAGGGACCCGGUGGCGAGCGAUAUCGCCGUACCAGUCACAAUUCCUCAUGGACGAGUAGAUCGACCGGAAGUACUGGUGGUUCCACUUCUCCUUCUAUUUCUUCUCCUCUCAGCCGCACAUCGUCAGUUGGAUCAAACAGCGCGAGCGAUGAAAGGCCCGGAAGUGCCAUUGUUCGGCAGGGCGCUCUAAUCAGCCAAAAUUCCACGAAUUCCCCUGUGCAAUCUCGAACGGCCGUAAAAUCGUCAAGUCCUCCCAAAUCUACUCUCCCGCCUACCAAUGCCUCAAUGAUCCCUUCAUCUCCUCGCGCUACGAAAGGCGCGUUCAAACCAUUUAAUCACAAAGAAGUCGUUGAGCAUAUGAAUAAAGCAUAUUUGGAAGCAAAGAAGGCAAUCGAUGCGGGUCAUGGAAAAGUUUUCGAUCCAUACGAGGAUGGGGGUGCUCCGAUUGAAUUUGAACCUUUCGACUGGGAAGCCUUCUGGCAGGAGCGGAAAAUGAAGGGCAUUUGAAUGCAUGUGCAAAGCGGUUAUCAUCAUGACAACGGCUCAUCCGGACGGACACAUCGUUAACUUAUGUCUGACAGGAUCAGAUCCGUCCAGUACCUUUUUGCUGUGCUGUUAGCGGACGGUUGUACAGGGUUGUAAUCAGGAAUGCAAGAUUGUUCUUUUCCAAAGAUGUUUUUGCUUGUCAUAGUGUUUCUAGUUUAAGUUUUAUCACGUUUGGGUGUGACAUUGUGGGCGUCCCGCCUUUGAUUGACCUUUUGAUGUGAUCCCUUAUAUUUAUCUUUUCACUGUGGUACAUCUGUUAUCUUUUUACGAUUGCUCUCCUUGGUUUCUUUCAUUUUAGUCGUGCCAUCAGCGGUGGAUAAUUUCGUACAGUAGCGCAGUGCAACAUUUUAUUGGGGGUUUUUAUCACGAUGGGAAUUUUGGGAUCGUUAUAAGCUAUAACCCGCAGUUAGUGUGAUUUUGUGUGUGGCCUUGUUACAAUCCGUUAGCAGUGCAGAAAUAAAAGCUGUGCAACAUUGGA